Messenger RNA from Oncorhynchus tshawytscha (Chinook salmon), 5115 nucleotides. RefSeq names its product NACHT, LRR and PYD domains-containing protein 5. The record is from RefSeq and is a predicted model, not a curated record. Gene Ontology annotation, biological process: regulation of apoptotic process. NCBI's taxonomy places the organism in Eukaryota, Metazoa, Chordata, Actinopteri, Salmoniformes, Salmonidae. Gene Ontology annotation, molecular function: protein binding.
UGGGGAGACAGAGGAGGAGACCACUGCCUCUAAAAUGAGUCUCUCUGGGGAGACAGAGGAGGAGACCACUGCCUCUAAAAUGAGUCUCUCUGGGGAGACAGAGGAGGAGACCACCGCCUCUAACAUGAGUCAAGACUCCAGUUUUAAGAGUGUCCAGAAGCCCAGAGCAGAGUCACCUACAACCAGCCUGCUAUCAAUGAAGAGUGAUCAGUCACCUGCUUUCAGCCAGGAACCAUUACCAGAUGACAAUAAGGAAGUGGAGAGUUUGGACAGUGAGGAUGUAUUAAAGAUCACACACAACCUUCUGGACAGAAGAAGUGAAACUCUGCUGACAGUCCAACAAGACAUUAAGGCUAAACUGAAACACAAGUAUCAACACAUAUCUGAAGGAUUUGGACACCAUGGAAACCAAAGUCUGUUAAAGGACAUCUACACAGAGCUCUACAUCACAGAGGGUGGAAGUGGAGGGCUCAAUAAUGAACAUGAGGUUAGACAGAUGGAGAUGGCACCCAAAAAACAAACCACACAAGAGACACCAAUCAAAUGCAACGACAUCUUCAAGCCUUUACCUGGACAAGACAAACCAAUCAGAACUGUGCUGACAAAAGGAAUCGCAGGCAUUGGAAAAACAGUCUCUGUGCAGAAGGUCAUCCUUGACUGGGCAGAGGGAAAAGCAAAUCAGGACGUUCAUUUCAUGUUUCCUCUUCCUUUCCGUGAUCUGAACCUGAAAAAGGACCAAUACAGUCUGAUGCAACUUCUUUCCCAAUACUUCCCAGAAAUGAAAGAGAUUGACAGCAUUGAAGAUGGUGAAACCAAAACUGUUUUCAUUUUUGAUGGUCUGGAUGAGUGUCGACUUCCUCUAGACUUUAAAAACAAUGAGAAGUGCUGUGACGUCACGAAGCCAACCUCAGUGGACGUGCUGCUGACAAACCUCAUCAAGGGGAAUCUGCUUCCCUCUGCUCUCCUCUGGAUAACCACACGGCCUGCAGCAGCCAAUCAGAUCCCACCUGAGUGUAUUGACCAGGUGACAGAGGUACGAGGGUUCAAUGAUCCACAGAAGGAGGUGUACUUCAGGAAGAAAAUCACAGAUCAGAAUCUGUCCAAUGAAAUCAUCAAACACAUAAUGACAUCAAGGAGCCUCCAGAUCAUGUGCCACAUACCAGUCUUCUGUUGGAUAUCAGCCACUGUCCUUGAGAUGAUGCUGAAAGAGGCAGAGAAGGAUGAAGUCCCCAAAACUCUGACCCAGAUGUACUCACACUUCAUGCUCAUCCAAAUCAUUGUGAAGAACAGGAAGUACAACAAAGCCACAGAGACAAACCCAAAGGAACUGUCUCAGUCAGACAAAGAGAUGAUCCUUAAACUGGCAAAGCUGGCUUUCCAACAGCUGCAGAAGGGCAACCUGAUCUUCUACGAGGAGGACCUGAGAGAGUGUGGCCUUGAUGUCACAGAGGCAUCAGAGUACUCAGCAUUGUCUACAGAGAUCUUUAAAGAAGAAUCUGGGCUGUACCAAGACAAGGUCUACAGCUUUGUGCAUCUGAGCAUUCAGGAGUUUCUAGCAGCAGUGCAUGCUUUAGAAUCAUGUCUGGGCAAGAAGGAAAAUGUUUUCUCCCCCAAAGCAGUUACUGGUGUUGAUGAUGAUGAGGAGGAGGAGAAUGAUGAGGAGGAGAAGGAUGACGACAACAACGACGAUAACGAUGAGGAAGAUGAUGACAAUGAUGAAGAGAAGGAGUCUUUCAAAUUGUCUGACUUACACAGGAGAGCAGUGGACCAGGCCUUGAAGAGUGAGAAUGGACACCUGGACCUGUUCCUCCGCUUCCUUCUGGGUCUCUCACUGGAGUCCAAUCAGAAUCUGUUACGAGGCCUUCUGACACAGACAGGAAGUACAACACAGACCAAUGAGGAAACAGUUAACAGAACAGUCAGGUACCUUUCAGACAAGAUCAACCAGGAAUCCUCACCAGAAAGGAUCAUCAACUUGUUCCACUGUCUGAAUGAACUUGGUGCCAACUCUCUAGUUGAAGACAUGCAGACCUCCCUGCAUUCAGGAACUCUUUCAGAAACAAGACUAAAACCUGACCAAUGUUCAGCCCUGGCCUACCUGUUACUGAUGUCAGAGGAGGUGCUGGAGGAGUUUGACCUGAAGACAUACAACACAUCAGAGGAAGGUUAUCAGAGGUUGCUGCCGGUAGUGAGAACCUGUAAGAGAGCACUACUAGCUGGCUGUAAAGUCACAUAUAAAUCCUGUGAGACUCUGACCUCAGCUCUGCAGACACCAAACUCCCCCCUGAGAGAACUGGACCUCAGCAACAAUGACCUGGGAGACAGAGGAGUGGAGCUGCUCUGUUUUGGACUAACCAGUCCACUCUGCAACAUACAGACACUAGUUCUGGGUCAGUGUGGUCUGACAGAGAGGGUACCUUGCUGUUCAGAUCUGGCCUCAGUCCUGAGUUCACCCAACUCACAACUGAAACAACUGGAGCUGAGAGACAAUGACCUGCAGGACUCAGGAGUUACACUGCUGUCUGCUGGACUGGUGGAUCCAGACUGUAAACUACACACACUGGGGCUGUCUGGCUGUCUGGUCACAGAGGAGGGCUGUGCUGCUCUGUCUUCAGCUCUGAGGUCAAACCUCUCCCACCUGAAAGAGCUGGACCUGAGCUACAAUCACCCAGGAGACUCUGCAGGGGGACUGCUUUCAGCUGCUCUGGUGGAUCCCACAUAUAAACUGAUGAAGCUGAAUGUGGAUCAUGGUGGAGAGUGCAGGCUGAAAUCAGGGCUGAGGAAAUAUGCCUGUCAUCUCACCCUGGACCCAAAUACAGCAAACCCACACCUGAUACUGUCUGAGGGGAACAGGAAGGUGACACGGGUGGUGGAGGACCAGCAUUAUGAAGACCAUCCAGACAGAUUUGGUCAUCCCCAAGUUCUCUGCAGAGAAGUCUUAUCUGGAGGUCGUUAUUACUGGGAGGUGGAGAGGGAUGGUGGCAUGGCUGUCAUUGGUGUGGUGUACAAAGGAAUGAAGAGGAAGGGAGGUGAAGAUGACAGUAGGAUUGGACACAAUAGGGAGUCCUGGAGUUUAGUCUGUUCCCAUAGAGGUUAUCAAUUUUACCAUGAUGGAGUCAACAGAAUCAUCCCUGGUCCUGUUUCUAACAGAGUUGGAGUGUAUCUGGACUGGCCAACUGGUACUUUGUCCUUCUAUAGUGUGUCCUCCUCUGGUACACUGACACACCUUUACACAGAACACACCACAUUCACUGAACCCCUCUAUCCUGGGUUUGGCGUUUCCUCCUCCUCAGUGACCUCAGUGACCCUGUGUCAGAUAGAUGACCAACACAUUCAAAGAGACCAUGGUGGAGAGUGUUGGAUCAAGCCUGGACCUGAGGACACCAGAGACCAUGGUGGAGAGAGUUGGAUCAAGCCUGGACCUGAGGACACCAGAGACCAUGGUGGAGAGAGUUGGAUCAAGCCUGGACCUGAGGACACCAGAGACCAUGGUGGAGAGAGUUGGAUCAAGCCUGGACCUGAGGACACCAGAGACCAUGGUGGAGAGAGUUGGAUCAAGCCUGGACCUGAGGACACCAGAGACCAUGGUGGAGAGUGUUGGAUCAAGUCUGGACCUGAGGACACCAGAGACCAUGGUGGAGAGAGUUGGAUCAAGCCUGGACCUGAGAAAUGGAUUCCUCAGAGCUGUAAGACUUGUGACCAUGUUGAGGACUCCACACACUGGCUUCAGAUUGAACCCUUGACUUCCACUGUCCAGGGAGUGACAAUGUUCAGACACAGGACACCCAAAGGGAGUUAUGAGUGCACAGUGUCUAGGCUCCGCUGGCUGUGUGAGAGAGAUGUCAUUCUGAAGUAUCACUUCAGGAACUGGGAACCCUACAGUCAACUUCUGAAAGACAUGCAAUACACACAAGGUGGUCCAUUGCUGGACAUCACUAUGGAGUUAGGUGAACUGGAGGAAGUUCAUCUGCCACACUUUGUCUGUUUAGGGACCAACCCUUCCCUGAGGAAUGAGAUGAAGAUUCUUCAUGUAGAGGAACAUGGAGUGUCUUUAGAGGAAGUGCAUGAGGUCACCAGAUUCCAUGUUAAGAUUCUCCAUCCCAAGUUCUCAGCUAUCUCUCUGAUACUGAGCUAUAUCUUUUCAUGGAACGUAGAUGUCCACUGUGAGCUGAUGCUCUAUCUGACAGUGAAAAGGGAAACAUUAAUUUCUCGCCUGUACCUGUUCCCCUGGAACCCCGGCCAAAUACAGGCUGUGGAACUACAAGAAAAGUCUCAAGGGUCUUCAAGGAUUCUCAUCUCCAGACCAGAGCAGUCCUUCAAACUGAAGAGUUCCUUCAGACUGAGCAUUCCCUGUUCUACCUCCAUCAAUCCACAGAAGAUUCAUCUCAUACAAAGAGACACCACACCAAGCUUUUUCAGGGCGGUUGUGAAAAUGACAGGGAUUGACAUUGAGAUGGAGUUAUUCAGUGAUGAUGAGAGGGCAGUAUGGAAAGAAAAAGUAUCACGAGGUGCUGUGUUGGGGGCAGGGCGUCCGUCUGAGAGCAGACUGACUGGUUCUCCAGAGCACCAGCUGCGUUCUGUACGGACAGAGUUUGUGAAACGAGCGUCAAGAGCUGUCCUGGAUGGUCUGCUGGACGGACUCCUGCAACACACAGUCAUCAACCAGCAGGAAAUGGAGUCAGUGAAGGUGAUAGCUGAGAGGGCAGAGAAGGCACGUGACAUCAUCGACAUGGUGUUGAGAAAAGGAACUGAGUCAUGUUCCAGGAUGAUCAACCUUCUUGGGGAGCUGGACCACUGUCUUUGUUCACAGCUUCAGAUCAACAGUGUUGGGGUACCAACCUAAUGGUAUAAUGGAUAGUAACAGUGUUGGGGUACCAACCUAAUGGUAGAAUGGAUAGUAACAGUGUUGGGGUACCAACCUAAUGGUAGAAUGGGCAGUAACAGUGUUGGGGAAGCAACCUAAUGGUAGACUGAAUAGUAACAGUGUUAAGAUACCAACCUAAUGGUAGAAUGGAUAGUAACAGUGUUGGGGUACCAACCUAAUGGUAGAAUGGAUAGUAACAGUGUUGGGGUACCAACCUAAUGGUAGAAUGGAUAGUAACAGUGUUGGGGUAC